This is a messenger RNA of Maylandia zebra (zebra mbuna), 1112 nucleotides long. It is a transcript of the gene pno1, whose product is annotated as partner of NOB1 homolog. Gene Ontology annotation, cellular component: nucleus. Gene Ontology annotation, molecular function: RNA binding. The record is from RefSeq and is a predicted model, not a curated record. NCBI's taxonomy places the organism in Eukaryota, Metazoa, Chordata, Actinopteri, Cichliformes, Cichlidae.
GAUGUGGCUGUUUGGGUCCUUUUCGUCCCACGAGGACAUGCUCACGCGUCUCCGUUCACAGUCUGCUUAGGUUUCUACUCAAAGUCUGAUUUUAAAAACUUUUUUCGAGAUGGACACCGACAAAAACCCAGUCCCGGACUCUGUAGUACCCAUUGAGAACAAAGAUGACGCCGAUUCUUUCACAAAGGUUAAGUCAAAAAAGUCUCAGAAGCGAAAACGUGAACAAGAUGGAGCGAGCAUGGACACAGAGGAGCCCGUGGCAAGCAAACGACCGCAAUUUCCGCCCAUUUCAGGAGACAAAUUACGGGGAUCAGAUGAGAUGCGCAAAAUCCCAGUUCCAGCUCACAGAUACACACCGCUGAAAGAUAACUGGCUGAAGAUUUUCACUCCUAUUGUAGAGAACCUACAACUUCAAGUUAGAUUCAACCUCAAAACAAGGAAUGUUGAAAUCAAGACAUGUAAAGAAACACAGGACAUCACCUCACUCCAAAGAGCAGCUGAUUUUGUUAAAGCAUUUGUUCUUGGAUUUCAGGUUGAAGAUGCUCUGGCUCUCAUUAGAUUAGAUGAGCUCUUCCUUGAAAGCUUUGAUGUCACAGACGUGAAACCUCUGAAGGGAGACCACUUAUCCAGAGCUAUUGGAAGAAUAGCAGGGAAGGGAGGAAAAACCAAAUUCACCAUUGAAAAUGUCACAAAGACUCGCAUUGUGCUUGCAGACACAAAAGUUCACGUAUUAGGAUCUUUCCAGAAUAUCAAGAUGGCCCGGACAGCGAUAUGCAACUUGAUCUUAGGAAGUCCACCUUCAAAGGUCUAUGGCAACAUCCGAGUGGUGGCUAGCAGGACUGCAGAGAGAUUCUAAACCUGAAGCCUGAUUGGUUACCAUAUGUAUUUCUCUUCCCCUAUUGGCUGGUGGAAUUCCUAUGUGGGAUCUGUGUUGAGACAGUCACUGCCCUUUGGACUAAUACCUCGGGUUCUUCUGUAAUCUCGUGGUUUCUGAAUCAGCUGGUAUCAAAUAUGAUUAAUAAAAUUAUGAUACGUGCAUUAAGGGAAUAUGGAUAUCUGAAAGUACGUGUUUGUGCAAAUGUGUUUAAAAAAAAAAAAAAAAACUAAACGAA